GGUAUUUCCGCUAUGUAAGUUGACGUAAUGUUUGAAAAAAUUAUAUUUUUGGGGUUAGGCUUAAGUAAAAAGAGCUGUCAUAUUCCUAACUUGCUUAGUUGCAAAUUUAUAUCAAGAAGAAUGAGUUAUUCUAUUGUAGAACGAGGAUCUCCAUUUUCAGCUGAUUACAGAGUUUACUUGGAGGAUCAAAAUGGACCAAUCUCCCCUCUUCAUGACAUUCCACUUGUGGUUGAUGCUAAUAAAAAGGUUUUCAAUAUGCUGGUAGAAAUACCAAGAUGGACUAAUGCUAAAAUGGAAAUUACAAUGAAAGAAAUUUUGAAUCCAAUCAAACAAGACAUUAAAAAAGGCAAACCACGUUUCGUUUCGAAUUGUUUCCCCCAUCACGGCUACAUUUGGAACUAUGGCGCCCUUCCGCAAACGUGGGAAAACCCCGAACACCUCGAUGACGGCACUGGAUGUAAAGGUGAUAAUGAUCCCAUUGAUGUCAUUGAAAUUGGUUAUAGGGUAGCGAAACGCGGAGAAGUUCUAAAUGUUAAAAUAUUAGGAACUAUCGCAUUAAUUGACGAAGGCGAAACUGAUUGGAAACUUAUCGCUAUCGACGUCAACGAUCCGUUAUCCGAAUAUAUCAACGACAUUCCCGACAUAGAAAAACAUUUUCCAGGUUUAUUGAAAGCUUCGGUCGAAUGGUUCAAAAUUUACAAGAUCCCAGAUGGAAAACCGGAAAAUCAAUUCGCUUUUAAUGGAGAAGCUAAACCUGCAGCUUUCGCCCAUAAAAUCAUCGAUGAGGUGCACAAAUUCUGGAAAAGCUUGGUAUCAAAAGAAGUUGAUGCCAAAGGGAUAUCAUGCGUAAAUACAACUUUAGAUGGAAAUUCUUUCAAUAUUAGUUAUAAUGAAGCUAAAGAAGUGAUCGAGAAAACUCCCGAAUACGGACCAGCACAAUCCGUCGAUCCAAUAGUUGAUAAAAUUUUCUUUGUAUCGCCGUCAUGCCAAUGCAAGCUUUAACAUUUAGUCGACAAAUGGCACUACGUCCAUUUGAAGUGAAAAAAAUGGGAAUUUCUUCAUACUAAAUGGAAGCGUUCAGAUAUUUUUAUGAUU
This is a messenger RNA of Diorhabda sublineata, 1095 nucleotides long. It is a transcript of the gene Nurf-38, whose product is annotated as inorganic pyrophosphatase. Gene Ontology annotation, cellular component: cytoplasm. Bases 28 to 1002 code for a protein of 324 amino acids. Gene Ontology annotation, molecular function: inorganic diphosphate phosphatase activity; magnesium ion binding. Lineage: Eukaryota; Metazoa; Arthropoda; Insecta; Coleoptera; Chrysomelidae. The transcript is spliced from 8 exons. The record is from RefSeq and is a predicted model, not a curated record. Gene Ontology annotation, biological process: phosphate-containing compound metabolic process.